Molecule: messenger RNA, 2346 nt
Organism: Thamnophis elegans (Western terrestrial garter snake)
Lineage: Eukaryota; Metazoa; Chordata; Lepidosauria; Squamata; Natricidae
Gene: PPIE
Product: peptidylprolyl isomerase E
Exons: 10
Coding region: 104-1480 (458 amino acids)
Biological process (GO): protein folding; protein peptidyl-prolyl isomerization
Cellular component (GO): intracellular membrane-bounded organelle
Molecular function (GO): RNA binding; peptidyl-prolyl cis-trans isomerase activity
Source: RefSeq, a predicted model, not a curated record
CAAGCUGGGGUUUGCUCUCCUCCAGAAGUGUGUGGAAUCGCAUUCAAGAGCCUGAAGAACAGCUCAGCCGUGCAGGGAGCCUCCUCUGAAGCAGCAGAGGCGGAUGGGCGCUAUUCAAAUGGAUCCCCGGGGCAGACUGGUGCUCGCAAGGCGGAAGAGGGGCAUGCCUGCACCGGCGAUGGAGCUGCCAGGUGUGCCUCCUGGGGCCGGACUAAGGCGAUCUGAGCGGGUACCGCAGGGGCGUCGGCAGCCGAAAGGGGCGACUUUUAAGACUUCAUGGACUUCAACUCCCAGAAUUCCCCCGCCAAAAGACGGUGACCGGAAUCGCUUUCGGCCUCCGCCUGGGGGAUCCACGAGCGGCGACCCUGCGAUCUGGAGCUCUCCCAGAAGCCAGGAGGCCGAAGGGCGCAAAGUGGCGGCUCGGCUGGUUCGGCGGAUCUCACGGCCUCAGAGGGGCGGGGGCGGGGGGGAAAUGCCUGGGCUGCUGCUCCGCCGCCGGUUCCUCCCGCCUCUGGGGGCGCUGUUGCGGCCCGGCCGCCCGGAAGUAGCGCCUGGGGAGGCAUGCGCUGCGGCGAUGGCCUCCAGCAAACGGGUGCUGUACGUAGGUGGGCUGGCGGAGGAGGUGGACGAGCGGAUGCUGCACGCGGCCUUCAUCCCCUUCGGAGACCUCACCGACAUCCAGAUCCCGCUGGACUACGAGACCGAAAAACAUCGAGGCUUCGCUUUCAUUGAAUUUGAGCUGGCUGAGGAUGCUGCAGCUGCUAUUGACAACAUGAACGAAUCUGAGCUCUUUGGGAGGACUAUCCGUGUCAACCUGGCCAAGCCAAUGAGGAUCAAAGAAGGCUCCUCCCGUCCAGUCUGGUCAGAUGAUGAUUGGCUGAAGAAAUUUUCGGGAAAGACACUUGAGGAGAAUUUGGAAGAAGGGGGAGCGGUGGCAGCCCAGUCAGAGGUUCAGGAGGGGGAACCACCAGUGAAAAAAUCCAGGACCAACCCCCAGGUUUACAUGGACAUCAAGAUUGGAAAUAAACCUGCAGGUCGAUUGCAUAUUCUCUUGCGGUCAGAUAUUGUCCCGAUGACCACUGAGAAUUUCCGCUGUCUUUGCACGCACGAGAAAGGCUUCGGAUUUAAGGGAAGCAGCUUUCACCGAAUUAUCCCCCAGUUCAUGUGCCAGGCUGGAGAUUUCACCAACCACAACGGUACCGGUGGGAAGUCUAUCUAUGGGAAGAAGUUUGAUGAUGAAAACUUUAUUCUGAAGCACACAGCGCCAGGUUUGCUCUCCAUGGCCAAUUCUGGUCCCAACACUAAUGGCUCCCAGUUUUUUAUCACUUGCGACAAGACUGACUGGCUGGACGGGAAACAUGUGGUCUUCGGAGAGGUUACUGAAGGAAUGGAUGUGAUGCGACAGAUUGAGGCUCAAGGCAGCAAAGACGGGAAACCAAAGCAAAAAGUCAUCAUCUCUGAUUGUGGUGAAUUCAUCUGAAAGUGGCCGCAAGCAGACGCUGGGUGGGAAUACCGGAUAACAGGAGAAGCCCAAGCCCAGCUUCACUUCGCUCUGGAUGAAAACCAGGAUACUUUUCUAACCACUCAGUCCAAGUCUAUUAUGUGUCCAGAUCUGUAAAACUGUUAGAGAUUUCUUUUGUACAGAAUUUUUCUUUCUAUAAAAUUCAUGCAUUUUUUACAACAGAUCCGCCUUUUAAUUUCCCAUAAUUACCUGUUUACUUUGAAUUUUUUACUCCUUUAGCAAUGAGGUGCAACCUUUUUCAAUCUGAGUUUUCCAUUUUCUUGCAUGACGAAGGUCAACAUAUCCAUAUUUCCCAGGUGAGAUGGGUGUGUUUGCACAUGGCAAGAAACCAUGUGCUGCGCUUUCUGUUUCAGGAAAACCAGCUUUCAUUUUUUCUUUUCAUCAUGAAAGAUGCAAACUGCAGCUGAGGCUAAUGGUGCCAUUUGUCUUUUUGCAUCAACUGGAACCACAGCAGCUGCUUGGCACAACAAGAAAAUGACAUUAGAACAAAAAGGGCCCGAUUAGCUGCUCUUGAGGGGAGGAAGAAAGCCCUCAGUCUGAAGCUUCUAGUUCUUCAUGUUACUUAAAUGUGCAUGAAUUUUCCAGGGAAACACUCCAGAAUAAAUUAAACAAUGGCAGGAAGAUUCCAAUAAGGUCUUCUACUGAAAUUGUACCAUUGAUAGUAAAAUUAACAGCAAUUUCAGCAGUAGUGCAGUUAAGGGUCAGAAGUACCAAGUGGCUGGACAAGAAGACCCACCCUUUGGCAAGGGCCUCCAUUUCUUGACCUGCCUCUCCAACCCACCCCUCCCCAGACCCAAUAAGCCUGGUGGUUGCAGGCAGCAGAA